This is a messenger RNA of Ricinus communis (castor bean), 1068 nucleotides long. RefSeq lists its product as uncharacterized. The transcript is spliced from 3 exons. The record is from RefSeq and is a predicted model, not a curated record. Bases 1 to 1068 code for a protein of 355 amino acids. Lineage: Eukaryota; Viridiplantae; Streptophyta; Magnoliopsida; Malpighiales; Euphorbiaceae.
AUGGCCAUGAACAACUACCAGUGGCAAUCCUCUAGUAGUCGGCCAGUCAAGCAAGGAGUGAAGGAGCUAGAGCUUGAGAAGAUAGAGCCUGUGAGAGCUGAGGACAAGAAGAAGAGUCCAGUAAGAGAGUACCAACCACCUAUCAUAGAUCCUGCUCGACUAAGGCACAAAAAGGUUGACCAGCAGUUCGGUAAAUUUCUAGACCUUUUUAAACAACUACACAUUAACCUCUCUUUUGUUGAGGCUAUUUCGCAGAUGCCGAAGUACGUAAAAUUUUUGAAGGAGAUAUUGAGCAACAAGAGGAGACUGGAGGAUUUGGGAUUGGUGACCCUGAAAGAGGAGUGCUCCGCCAUUCUACAAAACAAGCUGCCUGUUAAGAGGUGUGAUCCAGGGAGUUUCAUUGUACCCUGUGUCAUUGGUGAAUUACCUAUUAGUGGUGCUUUAGCUGACUUAGGAGCUAGUAUUAACUUGAUGCCCACUAGUUUGUUUGAUAGACUUGGCUUGAGUGAGCCUAAACCCACUAGGAUGAGCAUUCAGUUAGCCGAUAGGACUAUUAAGAUUCCUAGAGGUAUAGUUGAGAAUGUACUUAUUAAGGUAGACAAGUUCAUAUUUCCUGUUGAUUUUAUUGUCAUGGAUAUGGAGGAUGAGAGUGUUGUGCCACUAAUCUUAGGUAGACCUUUCCUUGCUACAUCUAGGGCCGUUAUAGAUGUUUGUAAUGGGAAGCUCCAACUUAGGGUAGAUGACGAGACUAUCACCUUUGACUUAGCGACUUCCAUGAGACAUUCCUUAGACUAUGAUGAUACUAUAUUUUUUAUGGAUGUCUUAGAUGAUAAGGUGAAACCUUCAAUUGAGGACCCCCCAGUCCUAGAGUUGAAGGAACUACCCAAGCACCUGAGUUAUGCCUACUUGGAUGAGGCAAAGAGGCUGCCAGUUAUUAUGGCAGCAAACUUGACUCUUGAGGAGAGGGAGAUGACGUUAUCGUCUCUUAGGAAGUACCUACGGCCUACGCAUAUAAGAUUGCAGACAUCCCUGAAAUCAACCCCAGUUUUUGCUCGCACAAGAUCCUGA